Messenger RNA from Saccharomyces eubayanus, 819 nucleotides. RefSeq names its product S-formylglutathione hydrolase. NCBI's taxonomy places the organism in Eukaryota, Fungi, Ascomycota, Saccharomycetes, Saccharomycetales, Saccharomycetaceae. The record is from RefSeq and is a predicted model, not a curated record. The transcript has a single exon. Gene Ontology annotation, cellular component: cytosol. Gene Ontology annotation, molecular function: S-formylglutathione hydrolase activity. Bases 1 to 819 code for a protein of 272 amino acids. Gene Ontology annotation, biological process: formaldehyde catabolic process.
AUGAACGUCAAUGUCUACCUGCCCAAGCAAUACUAUGCCCAGGAUUCUUCAAGGAGCAGGCCCAUUCCCACAGUGGUCUACCUUUCUGGUUUGACUUGCACUCCAGACAACGCCUCUGAGAAGGCGUUUUGGCAGUUCCAAGCUGACAAAUAUGGGUUUGCGAUGGUUUUCCCAGAUACCUCUCCCCGUGGUGACCAAGUCGCAAAUGAUCCUGAAGAUUCGUGGGACUUUGGGCAGGGUGCAGGGUUCUACCUCAACGCCACCCAGGAUCCGUACGCCCAACAUUACCAGAUGUACGACUAUGUCCACAAGGAGCUACCACAAACGCUGGAUGCACACUUCAACAAGAACGCCGCCGCUAAGCUGGACUUCCUGGAUAACGUGGCCAUCACAGGCCAUUCGAUGGGCGGGUACGGUGCCAUCUGCGGGUACUUGAAGGGCUAUGCUGAAAGAAGAUACAAGUCCUGUUCUGCAUUCGCGCCCAUCGUAAACCCUUCCAACGUUCCCUGGGGCCAAAAGGCGUUUAAGGGUUACCUAGGCGAUGAAAGGGCACAAUGGCAAGCUUACGAUCCAUGUGCGCUAAUCAAGAAUGUCAAGCGUGUGGGUGACGACAGGGUUUUGAUCCAUGUGGGGGACGAAGAUCCCUUUUUAGAAAAACACUUGAGACCGGAAUUGCUACUUGAGGCUGCAAAGUCUACUUCAUGGGAAAACCAUGUCCAAGUAAAAAAAGUGCACGGGUUUGAUCACUCUUACUACUUCGUUAGCACUUUUGUUCCAGAACACGCUGAAUUUCAUGCCAAAAAUUUGGGGUUGAUCUAA